AACUGUUAAAGACGAGUUAUUUCCCUUCCAUUAUGGCGUCGAGCAGUGGCAGAAUUCGGAAACCGUCGAAAAGACUUUCUCCUGAUGGAGGUUUCAUUACAACCCCUACUAAAAAACGGAAGCAUACUGUUGUGGCACCUGUGGCAGCACCUCAAGAAACAACUGAAGUCCAUCAUGCACCUUUGGUUCAAGAGGUCUCACAGGCUAUCAAUUUGUUUCCGGCCCCGGUACCCAUCUCGACAGUUCCCACUAACAGUGCUACCUGUACUACAGUGACAGAAGAAGUCGUCCCGGACCGACCUCUCGCUGUUUUUAAAGAUGUCAAUUACAUGAUGAUGAAGAAGGAAGCAGUGGGUUCCAGGAAGGCUCGUGUUUUGAAAAACCUAAAGCAGGUGAUUACUGCGGAAAGAUCAUUGCCAUGGAAACCAACAGAUGUUACAUACAGCUCCAUAGAUGCUCCACCUUCUUUUAAACCAGCCAAGAAAUACUCCGACCUAUCAGGACUGCUGGCACCGUACACUGACCCACAGACGAAGAUACGUUAUGCUACCACUGAAGAAUUCACCAGAGCGAGAAUGUUACCCAGUGAUGUGAUAGCUGGUUUACUUACUCUACGACGAGCAUGUUUGCCCAUUCCCUGAUAACAAUUGAAAAACGCAUUAAGCAUGGAUAAGAUGAAAACAUCACUGAUAUAUGGAAAAACACUGUUUUCUUUGAAACUUUGCCUGAAGGAGAAAGAAGAAAGCUUCAGUCGUGUGACCAGAACUGGAAGCAGAGGACUCAUUGGAAUAUUUUAAACCAUACAAAAUGGCUGUUGUGAUGUUCAGACCAGUCUACUAACAUAGGCAGAAGAUGCCAUUUGUUUGAGGUUAGGCUAAGUAUUGAUAAAAAAAGAAAAAUGAUCCAUGUUUUCUACCCCGUCAUGGACAGAAAUUUCUGGCGAAGUCAAAGCUUGUGCCCACGACAGGCAUGCUUGAUGGAAGCAUGCCAAAAAUUACCCAUACCCACACCCACGUUUUCUACAUUACUGUGGAAAACAUCGCAGAUGAAAAAGUGUUGUUAUACUGUGAAAGAAAAGCAUUGAUUGCGAACACUGAAGCACAGUGGCGUAGUGUGGGCAGGGCCACUGGAACGGUUGCCAUGGGCGCAAAAUUCUGGACUUGUGGAAACGAUUCAGGGAGUGCUAAUGGUCCACUGGUUAGGGGGCGCAAUACUUGCGUUGCCCAGGAUGCUGGCAAUCCAUGCUACACCACUGGUGAAGCAUAACUUCAUCAAUGAAAAUGUCAGCCCUGGGUUCUGCUCGGACAUUGUUGGAAUUGCUUUGAUUGUGGUUAAACUGAAACACUUAAUGUAAAGAGUGAGGUUUUGCUUCUGAUUCAGAGUGCCAAAUAGAAAAAACCUUUAAAACUUCUUGGCAUGUAAUUUACACUGUUUUGAAACAUUGCUGAUAAUUUAUAUGUGGUUCCGUGACAGCCAUUUACUAGAGUAACUCUGCUAUGCAAGAUGCUUGGUAUAUCAAAUCCAUUGAUUGUGCAUUAAAUGUGGGUCUAUAUUACAAAUAAAUGAAAUAUUUGUAGA
Messenger RNA from Gigantopelta aegis, 1578 nucleotides. Its product is annotated as INO80 complex subunit C-like. NCBI's taxonomy places the organism in Eukaryota, Metazoa, Mollusca, Gastropoda, Neomphalida, Peltospiridae. The record is from RefSeq and is a predicted model, not a curated record. The coding region runs from base 33 to 641 and encodes 202 amino acids. The transcript is spliced from 5 exons. Gene Ontology annotation, biological process: chromatin remodeling. Gene Ontology annotation, cellular component: Ino80 complex.